Messenger RNA from Cryptomeria japonica (Japanese cedar), 705 nucleotides. RefSeq lists its product as uncharacterized. The transcript has a single exon. The record is from RefSeq and is a predicted model, not a curated record. Bases 1 to 705 code for a protein of 234 amino acids. Lineage: Eukaryota; Viridiplantae; Streptophyta; Pinopsida; Cupressales; Cupressaceae.
AUGGAAACUUAUUUGGUUUCAAUUGAUCUUAAUGUAUGGAAUAUCGUAACCUCAAAAUAUGUUGUUCCUUCUACUAUACCUACUGAUCCUGAUGCUAAGACUCAAUAUGAGUUAAAUGCUAGAGCUAAGCAUGCUAUCUUGUGUGGUCUCACCAAGGAUGUUUUUGUAAAAGUCAUGCAUUGUACUUCUGCUCAUGAGAUAUGGAACAAACUUGAAACUAUUUAUCAAGGGGAUGCUAAGGUCAAAGAAUCUAAGAUUCUCACACUCAAAAAUCAAUUUGAGUCUUUGAGAAUGAAAGAAGAUGAGACCAUUGCAAGUUAUUUUCUCAGAAUUGAUGAAGUAGUAAACUCUAGAAGAGGUCUUGGUGAAAUUGUUGAUGAAAAAGAUGUUAGAAAGGUCAUUAUAACAUUGUUACCUAAAUUUGAAACUAAGGUAUCAACCUUAGAAGAGAAGAAAAUCUUUUCUACAAUGAAUCUUGAUAGUUUACAAAGUAUACUCACAGCCUAUGAAAUGAGGAUAGGCAGUAAUCCUUCCUCAUCUAAAGAGAUUGAUUUCAAAGUAGAAAAGGAAGAAGAACCUGAUAGUGAAUCUGAACUCUCAGAUGCUAUUGAAGCCCUUCUUGUUAGAAAAUUGAAAAAUAAGUAUAAGGGCAAAUUGCCAUUCAAAUGUUUUAAUUGUGGUAAGUCUAGACACUUUGCUGCUUAA